Messenger RNA from Pocillopora damicornis (cauliflower coral), 1520 nucleotides. Its product is annotated as ectonucleotide pyrophosphatase/phosphodiesterase family member 5. Lineage: Eukaryota; Metazoa; Cnidaria; Anthozoa; Scleractinia; Pocilloporidae. The record is from RefSeq and is a predicted model, not a curated record.
AAACAACUUAUUGGAACUGGGAAUGUAACAACUCGGUCAUUCUGCCUUUUUCGAUGUCAUGAAAUUUGGACGUUUUCACGUUUUUAUUUUAUUUUUAUUUGUACCUAGUCAAGAAGCAUUUGCCUCAGUGAACCAGAAGAUAACGCUCACGCAACCGACCGUAAUUCUGAUUUCUUUCGACGGAUUCCGUUGGGACUACCUUGACAAAGUUCCAACUCCGAAUUUCGAUUCCAUCGUACGAAAUGGAGUAAAGGCUAAACACAUUAUUAAUACUUUUGUCACUAAGACAUUUCCUAAUCAUUAUACGAUUGUGACAGGGUUGUACGAAGAGAGCCAUGGAAUCCUCGGGAAUAACAUGUACGAUCCUGUUUUCAACGAAACCUUUCAUAUUGGUUCGCCUUCUUUCUUGGAUAUCAAAUGGUGGAAUGGCGAACCUGUUUGGAUAACGAAUCAGAAGGCCUUUAAAAAAAGCGCCGUUGUUUUCUGGCCAGGUUCGGAAGUAAAAGGGCAAACGCCUACACAUUUUUUAAAGUACAACAACAAACUUCCUUUCAAGAAAAGAGUGCAGUACCUGCUCGAUCAACUAGAAGGAAAUGACCCUCCUAGUUUUCUCGCUGCUUAUUUUAACGAGCCAGACCAUACUGGCCAUCAAGUUGGCCCAAAUUCACCAGAGCUCCAUAAAGUUAUACGCAGGGUAGACAACGUUACUGGAUAUCUAUUGAAAAGUUUGCAAAAUCGAGGUUUGUUGGAUCAGGUCAACUUGAUUAUCACCAGUGAUCAUGGAAUGGCCGAACUGAACAGUUCUCGCAUCAUUGAAUUAGACAAGUUUUUACCAUCUGACUGGUACACUCUUGUGGCCUGGCCUGGAAAAUCAGUCCGACCAAAGGAUGUUUAUUUCCAUGUUUUACCCAAGGAUGGCAUGUUAGACAAGACGUACAAAAAGCUCAAAGUUAUUCCACAUCUUAAUGUUUACCUCAAGAAAGAAAUUCCGGAAGAGUUCCAUUACAAACACAACAGACGGGUCAUGCCAAUUUUUAUUGUUGCGGAUGAUCAGUGGAUAAUUACCAGGUCCAUAUCAGAAAUAAAUACUCAUGGAAACCAUGGUUACAGUAACAAGUAUUCAGACAUGCAUCCUUUUUUCCUUGCUCAAGGACCUGCAUUCAAAUCAAACUUUAUCUCUGAACCCUUUGAAAAUGUUCACAUUUAUCCCCUAAUGUGCCACAUACUUGGAAUUGAGCCUUCAUCAAACAAUGGCUCCUUAUUAGCAGUUAAGCAGCUCCUGAAAAUAACUCCACAAGAAGUUAAACAGGAUGUCACAGCACUUAUUGUACUUUCUGUAAUUUCAUUUGUUGUUUUUCUGCUGAUGAGUUAUGGCAUUGUCUCUUUUUGUGUCAAAAAUCAUUGCAGAAUGCGGCAAUAUGGACAUAUCUAUGAUUUGGGAAUAUCAGACUUUGAUCUUUGAGUAGGCAAAUAAUAGAUUUAUUGUAUCUACCAGUUAGUAGGUGCACUAUUUUUGGUCA